Molecule: messenger RNA, 1080 nt
Organism: Didymella exigua CBS 183.55
Lineage: Eukaryota; Fungi; Ascomycota; Dothideomycetes; Pleosporales; Didymellaceae
Exons: 1
Coding region: 1-1080 (359 amino acids)
Molecular function (GO): acyltransferase activity, transferring groups other than amino-acyl groups
Source: RefSeq, a predicted model, not a curated record
AUGGAAGUCUUUGAGCAUUCUCCCACGUCACUGAUUCUUCAAAGAGCUCUCAAAUCUGCUCUUCCAUACAGUAUCAACUUGGUCUUUCGCACACAGCAUAAAACCCAAUCGGAGCACGCACACAUACUAUCAACAAUAUCCACGUCGGCUACGGAAGUCCCAGAGUGCUGGGCAGCAGCAUACCUCGACCGCUCCAUGCGGCCAGGAACUGAACUCUGGCUGUUCGCACGAGGAGAAGACCCAAACCACGUAUGUGAAAGAGAUGGAACACCGAACGGAGCUUCUGCUUCGGCAUCUAGCAACUCAUCCUCAACAAAAGGCUUCUGUCCCCAAUGCAAACUCGCUGUCCUCUCCCUGCUAUACCACAUGGCCACGCUCCCCACCCCACCCCUCCACCCCGAUGAACUCCCUAGUCUCGAACUAGCAAAGCAGCACGAGAAGGCCCACCCCGAUGCAGGACCAGGCGUCGUCUACAACCUCUCUCCAGGGACUUACAUGCGCCACCUUCUCUGGCCAGGCGUCGUAACGCUCGGCGCAUGCCACUCGGCACUGGUCUCCAUCUGCCGGGAGGCUGGAAUCCUGCGCGAAGAACUCCCCAGCGCGACCGCCGUUCUGAACAAGUUCCUGUUCAGGAUCGAGGAUCUGCCACCCGUUAAGCUGCUGCCCGCGGGCCUACGCUGGGGCGCAAUGAGGCUGCAGGAUCUCCCGACCGUGCAGGCACGCACCAGUAUCCCGCGGGCGACGCGCACACUACUGAGCCUGGCGAGUAAGGGUGUGUUCGAAGAGGCUACGGAUAAGGCUGUGGCGUGGGCAUUUUUGGGGCUGGAUGGGAGUCUGACAACGCUGCAUACGGAGGCUGAGUGGCGGGAGAAGGGCAUUGCGAAGAGUGUCGCGACGGGCGUUAUUGGGGAGUAUGCGCAGGGGCUGGCUGUGGAUGGCAGAGGAACGGCAUGGAGUCACGCCGAUGUGUAUGCGGGAAAUGCGCAGAGCGAGAGUGUGUGUAGGAAGUUGGGAGGCCAGGCAAUGUGGCAGCAUUAUUGGGUGAGGAUCGAUCUUUCGAAGGCGGGAUCAUUGGCGUGA